Messenger RNA from Olea europaea var. sylvestris, 1821 nucleotides. Its product is annotated as probable zinc metalloprotease EGY1, chloroplastic. The record is from RefSeq and is a predicted model, not a curated record. NCBI's taxonomy places the organism in Eukaryota, Viridiplantae, Streptophyta, Magnoliopsida, Lamiales, Oleaceae. The coding region runs from base 155 to 1585 and encodes 476 amino acids. Gene Ontology annotation, biological process: proteolysis. The transcript has 7 exons.
GUUCGUGUGCCCACAGAACCUCUAAAAAUCAUUCUUCCCACUCUCUUCCCUAAACUUGACAUUGAAAACCUAAACCUUCAAAAUCUGAAAGAAAACCUGGCGGAGAUACUUACGCUAUACAUACACACAUAAGAAGCCAAAUAAUUUGAAUUAAAUGGCAACACUCACCAGCUGUAGCUUUAGAUUGAACCCUCCGAACAGGUUUAAUUUCAGAGUGAAAAUAAAAAAUAUUAACGCCAAUUUUUGUUUGUGUGGAGCAUCACUAUCGAAGAGGCGGCGAAUGAUUUCGAAAGGGAAUUGCACCAGGUUAAAUUUAAUUGUAAGGUCAUGUUAUAACGAUAAGAAUAAUACCAGAAAUGAAAAUAAUGCUACCAAUGGUGAAGGAGAAAAUAGAGACAAUUCAAAUUUGGCGACGAUGAGCUCAACUGAUGAGAAGCCCGAUGAUAAUUCUGAGAAUUUGCCAACUUCUAUAUCGAACCGGAAUCCUACUAUAUCUUCUAUUGGAUCAUCUCAUAAUAAUUUCCAAGUAGACUCUUUUAAAUUGAUGGAACUUCUAGGGCCUGAAAAGGUUGAUCCGGCUGAUGUAAAGGCUAUUAAGGAAAAGCUUUUUGGCUAUUCUACCUUUUGGGUAACCAAAGAAGAGCAGUUUGGGGAUCUAGGAGAGGGCAUUCUUUUCCUUGGCAAUCUUAGGGCAAAGAGGGAAGAUGUUUUUGCCAAACUUCAAAGUCACCUAGCUGAAAUAAUGGGAGAUAAGUACAACCUGUUCAUGGUGGAGGAACCUAAUGCUGAAGGACCAGAUCCACGUGGUGGUCCUCGUGUCAGCUUUGGUAUGCUACGGAAAGAGGUCUCAGAACCAGGUCCAACAACUCUUUGGCAGUAUGUGAUUGCUCUUCUGUUGUUUCUUCUUACCAUUGGUUCCUCUGUGGAGCUAGGAAUAGCAUCUCAGAUAAAUAGACUUCCUCCAGAGGUGGUUAAAUACUUCACAGAUCCAAAUGCCAUUGAACCACCAGAUAUGCAGCUUCUAUUACCAUUUGUGGACUCUGCUUUGCCCCUUGCCUAUGGUGUCUUGGGGGUUCAGCUAUUUCACGAAGUUGGACAUUUUCUGGCUGCAUUUCCAAGGAAGGUGAAAUUAAGCAUUCCUUUCUUUAUUCCAAACAUUACCCUUGGAAGCUUUGGAGCAAUUACUCAGUUCAAGUCCAUUCUGCCUGAUCGAAAAACAAAAGUAGAUAUUUCUUUGUCCGGACCAUUUGCGGGCGCUUCAUUGUCUUUAUCUAUGUUCACCAUUGGCCUGCUACUUUCAUCAAAUCCAGCAGUGGCAGGAGAUUUAGUUCAGGUUCCUAGUUUGCUUUUUCAAGGCUCUUUGCUUCUUGGACUUAUUAGUCGGGCUGCUCUUGGUUAUACGGCAAUGCACGCCGCAACAGUUUCAAUUCAUCCCCUUGUUAUUGCUGGCUGGUGUGGGUUAACGACGACAGCUUUUAAUAUGCUACCUAUCGGAUGUCUUGAUGGUGGAAGAGCUAUGCAGGUAGUAUUACUGUUAUGUCUUCUCAAGGUGCAUAAUGUAGAUUGGACCUUUAACACUCGUUAAAGAUGUGGGGGCAACCUCAAAUUUGUAAACGCUAAACUGAAAAUAAAUGAUAGGCAAAUCUAAAUAUAAAACUAGUUCAACUACAACCGGUAGAAAUAUCUGUUCAAUUCUCUGCAAUGUGGAAAUAGAGAUCCUUUUCCAUAUUUUAUGUACCAAAAAGGUGUUGAGCUGCUAAUAUUCAUUUUUUCCUAAAUAAAUGUGAGUGGACCAGAACAACCACUUAAAAUUGAAAACAG